Messenger RNA from Salarias fasciatus (jewelled blenny), 1396 nucleotides. It is a transcript of the gene dusp3a, whose product is annotated as dual specificity phosphatase 3a. Gene Ontology annotation, biological process: protein dephosphorylation; negative regulation of MAPK cascade. NCBI's taxonomy places the organism in Eukaryota, Metazoa, Chordata, Actinopteri, Blenniiformes, Blenniidae. Gene Ontology annotation, cellular component: cytoplasm. The coding region runs from base 75 to 776 and encodes 233 amino acids. The transcript is spliced from 3 exons. Gene Ontology annotation, molecular function: MAP kinase phosphatase activity; protein tyrosine/serine/threonine phosphatase activity. The record is from RefSeq and is a predicted model, not a curated record.
ACGAGGCUCGCGAGCCUGUGGCGCCCCGCCGUCUAGCGUCUCCGGGAGGGGGAGGAGCAGAAGACAGAAGAGCCAUGAAGAAGCACCUGAGCCCCUCCAAGCAGCCGCAGCCCCCCCCGGCGGAGGACGCCGCUCCGCCCCCGGCCGCGGCCCCGGUCCCGGCCCCGGCCCCGAUCCCGGUCCCGGUCCCGGUCCCGGUCCCGGACGUGAGCGUCCAGCAGCUGAACGAGCUGCUGUCGGACGGCAGCGGCUUCUACAGCCUCCCGACGCAGCACUUCAACGAGGUCUUCCCCAGGAUCUACAUCGGGAACGCCUUCGUGGCCCAGAAUGCAAUGCGGCUGCAGAAACUGGGCGUGACGCACGUUCUCAACGUGGCGGAGGGAACCUCCUUCAUGCACGUCAACACCAGCGCCGAGUUCUACAGCGGCACCGGCAUCACGUACCACGGCAUCCAGGCCAACGACACCGAGCACUUCAACCUCAGUGCCUUCUUCCAGGAGGGGGCGGAGUUUAUCGACAAGGCCCUCGCUCACAACAACGGCAAGGGAAAGGUGUACGUCCACUGCAGGGAGGGCUACAGCCGCUCCCCCACCAUGGUGGUGGCCUACCUCAUGCUGCGCCACCGCAUGGACGCCCGGCUGGCCGUGGCCACGGUGCGGCAGCGGCGCGAGAUCGGCCCCAACGACGGCUUCCUGCGCCAGCUGUGCCGCCUGCACCAGCAGCUGGCCGCCGAGGGCCGGCUGGACGGGGACGGGGGCCGGCCCAAGACCAAAUGAGGGCGGGGAGGGGCCCUGACCGAACCAGCACCCUCCAACACGCCGGGGUCUUUCUCACGCACACACUCCCACGCCGGCCGCUUCCUGUUCGAUUCCCUCCACUGGUCCCCGGCUGACCUCUGACCUCUGACCUCCAGUCCAGAGCGCUCAGAGCCUGAAGCAUUCCUCCAUCCCCCGACGGAAGGUUUUAAAUCAGACUUCUAGAAGAAAGCACAAUCAUUCCAUGGUGUUCCACUGCCCCGUCUCCGCCAGCAGGAGCACGGUUCGAUUCCCGAACAGCCGCCUGGCAGGUGGUUCAAGAACCGACCAAACAUUCCGGAACCUGAACUCACCCCAAACCCUGUCCAGACCCUGUCCAGAAUCACCUGAACCCCGUCCAGAAUCACCUGAACCCUGUCCAGACCCACCUGAACCCUGUCCAGACUCAUCCUGAACCAGGUCCAGACCCUGUCCAGACUUCAGCUCCUGCCUGUCGGGACAGAAAUCCAGCCCCCCUUUACAGAAGACUCCCCCUCCGGAGCGAGCUGGAGCCCCGGUACCGACCCCCCUACCUUCCAUACUGGUUCAGGCCUCUGGACCGGUCCUCUGGACUUGCUCUGGACCCCCGGCUUUAGCCUCUG